Molecule: messenger RNA, 1889 nt
Organism: Saccostrea echinata
Lineage: Eukaryota; Metazoa; Mollusca; Bivalvia; Ostreida; Ostreidae
Exons: 4
Coding region: 337-972 (211 amino acids)
Source: RefSeq, a predicted model, not a curated record
GCGACAAACACCAAAUAUUGCUUGAGCGAUAAUAGCUAUACCAAAAACAUAAACUAAUUCGCCCCAGAGCUGUGUAUGUAAUGAAAUCCGAUUUAAGGAGAUUUAACUUUUUGUUCGCAAUCCUUGAAUUUCGUCUCGAUCGAGUCUUCCCUCGGUCUCCGUAGCGACGUUCCUAUCAUGUGACCAGCUUAAUCUCCGUGUUUUGUGCAAUAUGGCUAUCGGUAUUUAGACACUAUAUGGAUCCACUAUUGUAGAAGAUAUCCUUUUGUUUUAGAGUAAUUUAUGGAUUUAUCUAAAAUAAGUUAGAUAGUAGUAGUUAGUGAAAAGAAAGUGUCCAUGAUGGCAGCUACGACAACGUUGCCAAAGAUCACCCGUACCACCCCCCUCGCCACACCCGUCCCUCCCUCAAUACAGCGCUCCAACACUAUGUACGGGGCAUACCCUCCACGGGAACUCUCCAGCUCCAUGAGCCUGGUCCGUAUACCCCCUAGGGUCAACCCCCUGGCCCCACCCCCGCCCCGUAAAAGAAUCCAGGACCACUGGGAAACUGUGGAACAACACUGGCAUAAUGACCAGAGGCGGAUCUUAAUGCAACAAAGGGAACACCAGCGAUACCACUCGGCCUGGGCUAAGGCCUUCUAUGGGGCACCUGCCGAGAAGGAGCAGUAUAGGAAACAUUUCCGGGACGUACUUAAACAGCAGAUGGCGGAUCAAGAUCUUGGUAAGAGCCUCGCUUUCAAAGAAAAAUGUCUGGAAAGCACGCAGUCCAUUGCCUAUGACAACGACUGCCGACAAAAAGACCUAGAUGCCUUCAUCAAGAAACAUAACUACUUACAAAACUUCAGGGAUGGAAACAAAGAUAUGAUGGAGAAAAAAUGGCAAGAGUCACGAACAAACAGGUUUUUAGAGCAACGAAUCGACCGAGAACGGCUCCGAUAUAACCCCAUCAACUGGUCCUGUAGCCUCAAAUGAUUCCCAUCUAAUGCUCACAUUUUAACUUCAUCUUUAGCAAACUAAGAGGGCAUUAUUUGCAAAUAAUGCACCAUUGGAUUUUAUUAAUUGUAAUACAGUCCCAAGGGUUUUUGAAUAUACAGAUACAUGCUUUCUAUAAAAUUACUUCACCGUUAUCCAUCACUGGGUUUCUUUGACUGAUAAUUAUAAAGAUUACUGAAGACGUUUAAAAAAUUCAUUAAAAAACAUUCACAGCACAAUUUACAAGAUUUCACAUUUCUAAGCAUAACACCUCUCGUGUGACAGCUAGUGGUCUCUUUUUCAGUGAGACUUGUAUUUCUUAAAAAAAUUCACAACAUUUAUAUUCAUUAUAGAUCUAUGUUUUUUUUUAUGCCUGAUGAUAAAUCUUUGUUUCUCUUACUGCUGAUAUUUGUAUGAAGUGUUUUACACCGUCAGUUCUGAUAACUUGUAUGAUGCAGUCAGCAUCGGACAUUGUGUGCUAGCGUGCGUGUCUUUUUAGAUGUGAAUUCAUCCUCCAAAAUUUGCUCAAUUCAUUUCUUUUUAUAUAUACAUUGCAAGACUAAAAAAAAAAUCACACUAUACUAUACUCUGACUGUUGAAAUUGUCUACGGUUUUAUUUGAGUAUUUCGUGUGCUUUGAAGUCAUCGUCUGUCCAGAGUUGUCGAUCCUGAAAGAAAAGAACGACUUCUCUGGAUAGAGAUUGCUAUUUUGUUCGUCAUUUUUUGUGUUAUGAACACGGAAAUAUUUUGACCAUGUGAUAUCUAUUACUGUGAUGAACAAAAGUAUUUAUCGUAUGUUAUUGCAUGUUAUCAUCGCCUGCAUAUACAUGUAUUGUUAUCAGUAUUAUAACUUGAACUAUUUUAUUUUUUGUUUUAUUUUAAUAUUAUCAAGUGCAGAGUAUUUGUAUUUAUUUUUGU